This is a messenger RNA of Penicillium cataractarum, 1746 nucleotides long. Its product is annotated as FHA domain protein. NCBI's taxonomy places the organism in Eukaryota, Fungi, Ascomycota, Eurotiomycetes, Eurotiales, Aspergillaceae. Gene Ontology annotation, cellular component: cytoplasm. Gene Ontology annotation, molecular function: protein binding. The coding region runs from base 1 to 1746 and encodes 581 amino acids. The record is from RefSeq and is a predicted model, not a curated record. The transcript is spliced from 3 exons.
AUGUCUGAGGCUCAAGCAACGGUCGUUCUCCACCCCGUCGGCCCUUUAGGCCCCGAAUCCUCGAUCACCCGCACCUUCACCCUCUCCAACACCAACCCUAUCUUCGAGAUCGGUCGGUCGUCGAAACGCGAAGUGAAGAAUCGCACCCCAGCCAAGGAUAAUGGGUGGUUCGACUCUCGGGUGAUGUCUCGCGAUCAUGCUGAGUUGGGCUUCAACAUAGAUAACGAGGUAUUAUCAUCAUACUACCCACCCUUUAGCUGCCUCCCUCGCCGGAUGGGAUGUGCUAAGCCAAGAUACUCGCAGAAGAUGAUCUACAUUCGCGAUUUCGGGUCGACCCACGGAACAUGGCUGAACAACGUCAAGCUUGUUACCGACGAGGCCACCCCAUUGCUUAAUGGAGACAUCUUACGGUUCGGCAUUGACGUCGACCGUGGUGAUGAAGAGUUUCCAGCUUUGAGCGUCCGCUGCGACGUUACGUGGUCCGAGCCCACCUCUAAUCUCGAGAUCUCCCCGUGCGAUCCAUCGGACAUGCUAUACGACGAGACCACUGAUCCAGCACCAACUACAUCUGAGUCCAAACCAGCCUCCGAGCUUCGUCCAAGCUCAAACACAUUCUGUGUUCCAGAUGAUGAUGAGAGUGACGUAGGGGAGAUCAAGGCCAACCAGAUUCCCCCUUUCAAGAUCGGCGAUGGCGAUAUCACGGUUCUCUAUGAUGAAAAUAUCCAGGCUAGUCAUCAAGCCUCACACAGACCCGAGUUGCCUUUGGAUUCCGGAGUCUAUGGUUCUGAAUGCGAGGAGGCCUUCCACAUGGAGAGCUCCCGUGAAAACUAUUCAGAAUCAAGCAGUGGAGAGGAUUCGGAAUUCGACUCUGACCCCUCCUCUUUCAGCCAGGUCGGCGAUUCUGAGGAGGAGGAAGGGGAUCACUUUGACUACCUAGAAUUUCAUUAUCCAAUCAGUGACGACGAACUUUCAGGUUCGGAGGAUGGCUCUGAUGUUGAUUCUGAUGCCGAUUAUGAGGACGAAUACUCUGUGGGCCAGGAUGAGGAUGAGGAUGAGUGUAUCGACCCGAGUAUUCUGACUCAUGAGGACAACGUGGCACCGCCCACCCUCAACGAAGCCGUACACAACUUUGCCGAGGUUGUGCACAGCUUCACCCCCAGUGGUGGAAUCCCCAAGCCACUUUUCAAGGUUGAGACUCAAGAGCAAGGUCCCAGCUCAGUGCAGAACCAGCACAUUUUCUUCCCCAGCCCUUUCCCUCUGACUCCUAUUACUCCCGUGCUGGAACAAAAGCGCGAGGAAGAUGAUGGAUCCCAACGUCUUGGUCGCCUGAGCAUCCGCGAUAUGCUUAAUCAUUACCAAGAUGGACCUUUCGCUGGCCCCAGUGACUCGGCAUUCAAGGACUCCUCUCUGGAAGAGGAAGUAGUGGCCGAGUCUUCUAGCCCGGCCCCACUCAAGCGAAAGGCUUCUGAGAUGGAGUCUCAGGAUGCUCAGAUUAUCGAUUCGGUUGUGCCACCAUCUGAGAAGCUAGAUCUCGAGACCAUCUCCCAGUCUCAGGUGGCCGAGGCAAUCAGCUCUGCGCUUUCAGAGAGCCCUGAAAGUGAGCCUCCGAAGAAACGAGUCAAAGCCACACACGAUACAUCCAACAACAUGGCAAGUUACACGGCCACCGCCGUGAUCAGUGCAUUGCUCGGUGGUCUGGGUACCAUUGCUCUUCUGGCUGCGCUUCCAGCAGAAUAUUUCCAGUGA